Messenger RNA from Erythranthe guttata (spotted monkey flower), 1781 nucleotides. RefSeq names its product bHLH transcription factor RHL1. The record is from RefSeq and is a predicted model, not a curated record. Gene Ontology annotation, molecular function: RNA polymerase II cis-regulatory region sequence-specific DNA binding; DNA-binding transcription factor activity, RNA polymerase II-specific; protein dimerization activity. Gene Ontology annotation, biological process: regulation of transcription by RNA polymerase II. NCBI's taxonomy places the organism in Eukaryota, Viridiplantae, Streptophyta, Magnoliopsida, Lamiales, Phrymaceae. Gene Ontology annotation, cellular component: nucleus.
UACCCUAAAAAAAAGUCCUUGAAAUAAAAUAACAAUAUGAUAGUUAUAUAUUUCUUGAUAAUAAUUUGAUAGUUUAUUGAGACAAAGUUAAUAAUAGUAUAAAAUUAAAUAAUAAACACAAAAAUGCUAUGACUUACAUUUACUCAUUUUCCUAUAAACAGUCCCAUUUUCCCAAACCCCAAACAUGAUUCUCUCCCUCCUCAUUUCAUCUCUCUCUCUCUCUCUCUCCUCUUUUUUAACUUCUCCGAAAUUUCGAAUACGUCCACUCCUAAAAAAUCUCAGUUGUGCUAACUGAUUACUGACACUUGAAUUUAUUUUUCUUCUUUCCAAUUUGUUUCUUCUCUGUAAUUUUCAACGGUUACGAUGAGGCAACCAAUCAGAGAGAGAGAAUUGCCCGGAAUGAACAGUAUGAACUCGGUGCUGAACCAGCACCAGAUCUUAUCACUCGAAGAAAUCCACAACCACGGCCAAUCUCAGAUGUUUCCGUCCUCUAGCUUCGAUCCGGCGUCGUCGCACGACGAUUUCCUCGAGCAAAUACUGUCCUCCGUUUCUUCCUCCGCCGCCGCCUCCUCCUUCCCCUGGGCUGAAGAUCAGCCGGCGUCGGGUAUGGUGGCGAAUUUGGAGGAGCAGUCGGCGGCGCUGGCUUCCAAAAUGAGGCAGCAACAGAUCGGCAACGGCGGCGCCGCCGCCGCAAAGACGUUGAUGCUUCAGCAGCAGCUGCUGCUCGCCAGAGGACUCGCCGCCGGUAAUGAGAAUUUGCCUCAUUCCGAUUACAACGACGCCGUUGAUGGCCCAUCCUCAAAUUAUGCUAAUCUGGCAAAUGAUGCAUCGAUUAAAGCUCUGCUCAAUGGUUUCACCGGAUCCCUAGGUCAAACUUCAAAUCAAUCUCAGCAUUUCCACCACUCUCAGCGAGGAGCAAUGCAGCAGUCUGAGAAUUUCGGAGCGCCGGCGGCGCCGGCGUUGAGUCAACCGGCGGCGAGCGGCUCUGCGGGACAGCCGAGGCAGAGGGUGAGGGCUAGGAGAGGACAAGCUACUGAUCCUCAUAGCAUCGCCGAAAGAUUAAGAAGAGAGAGGAUUGCGGAGAGAAUGAAGGGUUUACAAGAGCUUGUACCCAACGCUAACAAGACAGACAAGGCCUCAAUGCUGGAUGAGAUCAUCGAUUAUGUCAAAUUCCUCCAGCUCCAAGUCAAAGUACUGAGUAUGAGCAGAUUAGGGGGUGCAGCAGCAGCUUCUCCUUUACUAGCUAAUAAAUCACAUGAGGGAAGGGGCGGCAAAGGCGCCCAUACGGCGGCGUCAUCGUCAUCAAACAAGAACGAGGGCGCAACGGUGGCGGAGCAGCAGGUGGCGAAGCUGAUGGAGGAGGACAUGGGUUCCGCCAUGCAGUAUCUCCAAGGGAAGGGCCUCUGCCUAAUGCCCAUUUCUCUCGCCACCGCCAUCUCCACCGCCACCGGCCACUCCAGGAAUCCACUCCUUCACGGCGGCGAAGCUGGUGGCCCGUUGUCACCUAGUUUGUCGGCAUUGACCGUCCAAUCUGCGACGAUGGGCGGCGGAGAUGGCUCCCUUAAGGACACGGCUGCUGAGUGAGUGAUGAGAAACGGCGUUGUACUUUUUCUUUGACGGUUUAACCCCUUCCCCAUGGAGAAAGUGGCCGUGAAGCCCUAUUGUUAAUUAAUAAUAAUAAAUUAUUAUUUAUUUUAGGGCUUAAGUUCACUUUGCUUGUAGCUCCUUGUACCAUGAGUUGGUAAUUUGGUUUCAAUUUACCCCCAAUAAUUUUUUAGAUC